This is a messenger RNA of Clunio marinus, 3216 nucleotides long. The record is from the annotation of a GenBank genome assembly. Lineage: Eukaryota; Metazoa; Arthropoda; Insecta; Diptera; Chironomidae.
AUUCUUUUCUCAGCAAGAAAAAUGGAAGUAAAUCAGAACAUAAUCUACAGACCGGAUUUAUCGACAUUGUACGAUGAUGAACCUUCAUUAGGUCAUGUGAUGAUCAAGAAUUUGAUGCGAGUCGGUGACAAAACCAUGUUAAUUGAUGGAGUGACAAACGAGAAAGUGUCGGGAAAACAAUUGGUUGAGAAAAGUAUUGAAAUAGCUAAAGCAUUGACAGCUGUUGGUAUCAAACCCGGUAACGUGGUGUCAAUUGUGUCAGAGAAUCGUUUGGAAUUUGCUUAUGUGAUGUUUGGAACAAUUUUUCUAAAUUGCACUUUGGCACCGCUUAAUCAUACUUACAGUGAAAGAGAGCUGGAACAUGCCUUUAAUCUGUCGAAACCAAAAAUUGUGUUUGUUACUUCGAGCACAAAACAUCAAGUCUUGAAUGUAGUUAAAAAGUUGAACUUUAUCAAAAAAAUUAUUUUUCUCGACAAUGAUGGAAAUCCACUUGAGAUUUCGAAUGCCAAUUUAUGUGACUUUACCAAUUCGAAAACUUUACACAACAUAAGUUUUGUACCAAAAAGGGUUGAUACGUCAAAAGCAACUUCUCUAAUUAUGUGCAGCAGUGGAACGACGGGCUUCCCAAAAGGAGUUCAACUUUCUCAAUCAAAUCUAAUUGUAACCAUUCGUCACACAUUAGGACAUUUAUUGACAAAAGAUAAUGUUGGUGAUGAUGAGAUUGUCAUCCUUGGACUUUUGCCACUAUUUCAUGCAUUUGGAGCUGCAAUUAUGAUUUGUGUGAUGGCAACCGGAUUAGGAACAAUCGUCGUUCUUCCAAAAUUUGAAGAAGAUACUUUUCUCGAUUGUAUGCAAAAGUUUCAAUGUAACGUCGUUUUUAUGGUGCCACCACUGAUGGUUUUUCUAGCUAAGAAUGAAAUCGUUGACAGAUACGACAUCAGUGGCCUUAAAUUUAUUUUGUGUGGUGCUGCGCCAUUAUCAAAAGAGUUGGAGGAAUCUGUAAAGAAUCGUUUGAAAAAUCCUAGGAUUGUUAUCAAACAAGGUUAUGGAAUGACUGAGUUGACAGUCGGUGUGUUGACACAGAAAGAUAUCGUUAAACCAGGCAGUGUUGGUGAUGUUAAUUUUGGAGUUUACGCAAAAGUUGUUAAUGAAAACAAUCAAACGUUGGGGCCAUUUGAACAAGGCGAAUUAUGUUUCAAAGGAACUGUUCUUAUGCAAGGAUAUAUUGGCGAUGAACAAGCAACGAAAGCGACAAUAGAUGAAGAUGGCUGGUUACAUACUGGCGACAUUGGAUACUUCGACAAUGACUUGCAGUUCUUUAUUGUUGAUCGAAUCAAAGAAUUGAUAAAAUGGAAAGGUUAUCAAGUGCCACCUGCAGAAAUUGAAGCUUUGCUUUUGACCCACCCGAAGAUAAAAGAUUGUGGAGUAAUUGGCAAACCAGAUGAACUUGCCGGCGAACUUCCAUUAGCUUUCGUUGUUCGAAGUGAUGAAAGUUUAUCAGAAAAAGAUAUCAUAAAAUUUGUGUACAAAACAGCAUCACCAGCGAAACGACUUCAUGGAGGUGUCAUUUUUGUCAAUGAAAUUCCUAAAAAUCCAUCAGGAAAAAUUCUCAGACGCGAGCUUAGAGAUAUUUUGAAGCAACGUCAUGUGAUGAUCAAGAAUUUGAUGCGAGUCGGUGACAAAACCAUGUUAAUUGAUGGAGUGACAAACGAGAAAGUGUCGGGAAAACAAUUGGUUGAGAAUAGUAUUGAAAUAGCUAAAGCAUUGACAGCUGUUGGUAUCAAACCCGGUAACGUGGUGUCAAUUGUGUCAGAGAAUCGUUUGGAAUUUGCUUAUGUGAUGUUUGGAACAAUUUUUCUCAAUUGCACUUUGGCACCGCUUAAUCAUACUUACAGUGAAAGAGAGCUGGAACAUGCCUUUAAUCUGUCGAAACCAAAAAUUGUGUUUGUUACUUCGAGCACAAAACAUCAAGUCUUGAAUGUAGUUAAAAAGUUGAACUUUAUCAAAAAAAUAAUUUUUCUCGACAAUGAUGGAAAUCCACUUGAGAUUUCGAAUGCCAAUUUAUGUGACUUGUUGAACCCCGAAAUUUUACAUUCUGUCAACUUCCAACCGUUGUUGGUUGAUAAAUCAAAGACGACGGCACUAAUUAUGUGCAGCAGUGGAACUACUGGACUACCAAAAGGUGUUUUAAUAUCGCAAUCAAACUUGAUAGUUACACUUCGCCUCUUCAAAGAACAUUUUUUUGUUAAAUCAAAUGUCGGUGACAAUGAAGUUGUUCUUCUGGGAUUGCUGCCACUGUUUCAUGUAUUUGCUGCUGGAGCUAUGAUAGCAACUAUGGGAUCAGCAUCAGGAAGAAUCGUCAUCAUCCCAAAAUUUGAAGAAAAAUUAUUCUUGAAUUGUAUUGAGAAACAACGUUGCAAUGUAGUUUUCCUGGUUCCACCACUAAUGGUUUUCUUAGCGAAAUCUCCUUUACUAAAUAAUUACGAUCUUAAGAGUUUGAGAUUUAUAUUUUGUGGUGCAGCACCGCUUUCUAAGGAUCUUGAGAAUGCAGUGAGAAAAAGAUUGAAGAAUUCUCAACUUUUGAUUAAACAGGGCUAUGGAAUGUCAGAAACGACAUUCGGUGUACUAAUGCAAAAAAAUAUCGUAAAAGGUGGGAGUGUUGGUGACGUUAAUCCUGGAGUUUACGCAAAGGUCAUCAACGAGAAAGGAAUUUCGCUUGGACCUUUGCAAAAAGGGGAACUUUGUUUCAAAGGGAGUGUUAUUAUGAAUGGUUAUAUUGGAAACACAAAAGCAACGAGAGAAGUAAUCGAUGAAGAUGGCUGGUUACAUACCGGCGACAUUGGAUAUUACGAUGAAGACUUGCAAUUUUUUAUUGUUGAUCGAAUCAAAGAAUUGAUAAAAUGGAAAGGUUAUCAAGUGCCACCUGCAGAGAUUGAAGCUUUGCUUUUGACCCAUCCGAAGAUAAAAGAUUGUGGAGUAAUUGGAAAAGCAGAUGAACUUGCGGGCGAACUUCCAUUAGCUUUCGUUGUUCGAAGUGAUCCAGAAUUAACAAAGGAUGAAGUUAUUGAAUUUGUUAAAGAUAGUUUAUCUCCAGCGAAGCGACUUCAUGGUGGUGUUAUUUUCAUUGAUGAGAUACCGAAAAAUCCUUCAGGAAAAAUUUUGAGACGAAAACUUCGUGAUAUUCUCAAUCAACAAGCAACGAAAUCGAAACUUUAA